GUCCUCCUCCCACACCACCCAACUCGGCCUUCCUUUACCCCAAACCGCCGGAGGAACGAUGGAGAAAAGUCUCUCCUACCUCCUCCUCUUCCUCCUUAUCCUUUCCCAAGCCGCUUCCCCAACUGCAGUCACCGACCACCGUUCCACCUACAUCAUCCACGUCUCCCCUUCCCUCCAACCGUCAACCUCCCCGACCCCAUUCCAUUGGUACUCUUGCACGCUCCGCUCCCUCCCCCGUCAUCUCCGCCGCCCAAUCGGCCGAAUCAUCUACACCUAUGAUCGCGUCGCCAUCGGCUUCGCCGCCCGCUUGACCGAUCCCCAGGCCGCCGCCCUCCGCCUCCUCCCCCACAUCCUCGCCGUCGUUCCCGACAGCCCCCGUUUCCCCCACAUUACCCACACCCCCUCCUUCCUCCACCUCUCCACUUCCUCUGGCCUCUGGCCCCGAUCUUCCUUUGCCUCAUCCGUCGUCAUUGCCGUCCUAGACACUGGCAUAUUCCCCUACUCCAGCUCCUUCAUCGAUCCCAAUCUCUCCUCACCUCCUUCCACCUUCCACGCCUCCUGUGAUUUUCUCAAUUCCUCCUCCGCUUCGGGCCCCUGCAGCAACAAGCUCGUUGGCGCCAAGUUCUUCUACAAGGGCUACGAGUCGGCCCUCGGCCACCCGAUUGACGAGAGUAGGGAAUCCAAAUCACCAUUGGACACCGAGGGCCACGGCACUCAUACAUCCUCUACCGCAGGUGGCGCCGUCGUCUCCGGCGCUAGCUUCCUUGGCUACGCCGAGGGCGAAGCCCGAGGGAUCGCCACUGAAGCCCGCAUCGCCGCCUACAAGAUCUGCUGGACCGCAGGCUGCUUUGACUCUGAUAUCCUCGCCGCCAUGGACGCCGCCGUUGCAGACGGCGCCAACGUCAUCUCCCUCUCCGUCGGCUCGAACGGCUACCCCCCACCUUACUUCAGCGAUUCCAUCGCCAUCGGUGCGUUUGGCGCCGCCCGCCAUGGUGUAAUCGUGUCCUGCUCCGCAGGAAACUCAGGCCCUAGUUAUUACACCGCCGUGAACGUUGCUCCUUGGAUUAUAACGGUAGGGGCUUCCACCGUUGACCGUGAUUUUCCUGCUGAUGUUGUUCUCGGCGAUGGGAGCUUUUACAAUGGCGUUUCCCUCUACGCUGGAUCCGACAAUGUCACCGCCGCCGACCUCCCUUUGGUCUACGGUGGUGAUGGUGGUUCCCGCCUUUGCGUUUCCGGGCUUCUCAAUUCAUCAAUUAUCGCCGGCAAGAUCGUUCUCUGCGACCGCGGUGGGAAUGCCCGGGUUGACAAGGGAAGUGCCGUGAAGCUCGCAGGUGGAGUCGGCAUGAUUCUUGCAAACACAAAAGAGUAUGGAGAGGAGCUAAUAGCAGACCCGCAUCUGAUUCCGGCGACCAUGGUCGGCGCAUCCUCCGGUGAAAAGAUUCGAGCUUACAUCAGCUCGUCAUCCUCUCCCACUGCUACCAUUGUCUUCCGGGGGACGGUCAUUGGCGACGAGAUAACGGCGCCAAAAGUGGCGGCUUUUUCCAGUCGAGGACCCAACUACCGAACGCCGGAGAUCCUAAAGCCGGAUGUGAUCGCCCCGGGUGUCAACAUCCUCGCCGCAUGGACUAGAGCCACGAGCCCGACAGACCUCGAUAACGACCCAAGGAGGGUCGACUUCAACAUCAUCUCCGGAACAUCAAUGGCUUGCCCUCAUGUUAGUGGCAUCGCCGCGCUUUUACGCGAGGCUUAUCCAGAUUGGAGCCCAGCAGCCAUCAAGUCCGCCAUCAUGACCACCGCCUACAACCUCGACAAUAGUGGUGAGAUCAUUAAGGAUCUCGCCACAGGCGAAGAGUCAACCCCUUUCGUUCGUGGCGCGGGCCAUGUGGACCCUAACAAGGCCCUCGACCCAGGCCUGGUUUAUGACGCCGGCGUUGAUGACUACCUUGCCUUCCUUUGUUCCAUUAACUACAGCGCUUCGCAGAUUUCCAUUUUUACCAGGGACGGAAGCAGCGUGAAUUGCUCAUCAAAAACUUUUGCGAAUCCCGGAGAGCUUAACUAUCCAUCAUUCUCCGUCGUCUUCUCUAAUUCGAGCAACGUGGUUACUCAUAAAAGAACAUUGAAAAACGUUGGUGGGUCCGGAUGCGGAGAUUCGGUCUGCAAGGAGUAUGAUGUAGAGAUCUCGAGCCCGUCAGGGGUGAACGUGACGGUUACGCCGAGCAAGCUGGUUUUUGAUUCUCUAAACCAGAGCUUAUCGUAUGAGAUCACGUUUGCUUCCAUUACCGGAACGGUGGCCGCAACUUCUCAACAGUUUGGUUGGCUUUCUUGGAGCGAUGGAGUUCAUGAGGUGAAGAGCCCCAUCGCCAUUACAUGGCGUCAGAGCCAUGUUUCCUCCAUGUAGAAGAGGAACUUUUAUUUGGUCCGGUGAACGGAUGUAGAGCUACGUUCGGCCGGCACUGAGAUCGCACCACGUAGCAGACACAAAACCGUGGAUCUGACCAGACGAAUAGUGGGUAUGUCGCACGUGCGUUUUUUAAAUUCAUGACAACCCGGUAGUGACAGUUAUUGCUCGGUAUUGCUGGGUAUUUGUCGAUUUUGCUCGGCAAUAACGAGAAAUACCAUUAUGUGAAGACAAAUACCGAGCAAU
Molecule: messenger RNA, 2644 nt
Organism: Dendrobium catenatum
Lineage: Eukaryota; Viridiplantae; Streptophyta; Magnoliopsida; Asparagales; Orchidaceae
Product: subtilisin-like protease SBT1.4
Exons: 1
Coding region: 59-2398 (779 amino acids)
Biological process (GO): proteolysis
Molecular function (GO): serine-type endopeptidase activity
Source: RefSeq, a predicted model, not a curated record